AUGCGCGCGCGCCCGCUGGCGUACGCGCUGCGCGCGCCGGUGGAGCGCGCGUUGGACCAGCUGGAGCGGGAAGGUAUUAUCACACCGGUCGAGACUUCAGACUGGGCCACGCCGAUUGUACCGGUAGUGAAGCGUGACGGAGUGGUCAUUGACUCAACAUCAAAAUGGCUAGAAGUAAAACAAAUGACAAGGACGACGGCGGAGGAGGUCAUCAAAGUUUUAAGGGAGAUGUUUUCGCAUUUCGGCCUACCUAAAAUGAUGGUAUCAGACAAUGGCCCUCCUUUCACUAGUGCUGAACUGGCCAAUUUUAUGCAAUUGAAUGGCAUAAAACACACCUACUCCCCGGCGUAUCAUCCGUCCUCCAACGGGGCCGCGGAAGGCGCAGUUAAGCUGGUCAAACGAACAAUUUUGAAGGCUCUACGCGAUAACCAAGACGUGGACACGGCGCUUCAGUCAUAUUUACUGGCAUACAGGAAUGCUAUCUACAGCAGCACGGAGGAGUCGCCGGCUAGGUUGCUGCAGCGAAGAGGUUUACGCACGAGAUUGGACUUACUGCGCGCUGACGCUGGCGCCGCGGCACGCGACAGCUUCUCCUCCAAGUCACAGGCAUCAGGGGAUCCAGAAGAGCAGGGAGCCUGCCUCUUCCAGGAGUCAGCACGCGAGCAGCUCGCGCACAUCGCGUCGAGCGUCCCUCCACAGGUACCUACUUGCUUCGCCGCUAGCUGGAACACCGUGACGCCUCUACUUCGGGAUGGGGAGCUGCAUGUGGAGAGGAAACUGCAGGUGGUCCUUGGUCCAUAG
This is a messenger RNA of Leguminivora glycinivorella, 801 nucleotides long. RefSeq lists its product as uncharacterized. The transcript is spliced from 4 exons. Gene Ontology annotation, biological process: DNA integration. Gene Ontology annotation, molecular function: nucleic acid binding. The record is from RefSeq and is a predicted model, not a curated record. NCBI's taxonomy places the organism in Eukaryota, Metazoa, Arthropoda, Insecta, Lepidoptera, Tortricidae. The coding region runs from base 1 to 801 and encodes 266 amino acids.